This is a messenger RNA of Centruroides sculpturatus (bark scorpion), 2211 nucleotides long. RefSeq names its product piggyBac transposable element-derived protein 4-like. Bases 482 to 2158 code for a protein of 558 amino acids. Lineage: Eukaryota; Metazoa; Arthropoda; Arachnida; Scorpiones; Buthidae. The transcript is spliced from 2 exons. The record is from RefSeq and is a predicted model, not a curated record.
UAUAUAAAUUUAUUUACAUAUAAAUGCAUUUAGAAAGAACUUUUGAACACCUGCAUGUAAUUAUCAAUUCUUAGAUGGAAAACUUGUAAUAAAACUUGUCCGUCAUAAAUGUUUAUUGUACUGUAAGCAUAAAGGUUUCCAAUACUGGAAUCUUUUGUUGUUACUUGUUUGUUUCAAGAAUCUAUGACUCUGCUUUUCCUUUGAAUAAUUGUAGAAUAUCUUACUCUUAGUCUUGAUCUUGCUCUAUCAAGUCAUGUGUCUGCAGUUUUUUCUUUCUUUCUUGGAUAUCUGUCAGCCAAUUCUUCUAUUUUAUCCAGUAAGUUUAUGAUAAUUCUACUUAUUCCAGAGAAUAUUAUCUAAUUUUUAGUGUGUAACAUAGAAAAAUAAGAUGUGUUUUUAGAUGAUUUUUCUUAUUUGUAGAAUCCAUUGACAUUCUUCACUCCAGUUAUUGGAUUAUAGUUAUUCAGCUGAUUUUAUCAAGAUGUCUGAUAGUGAUGUCGAUUAUAUGACACACUCUGAAAGUGAUGUCGAUUAUAUGGCACUCUCUGAAAGUGAUUCAGAUAAUUAUAUACCUAGCACCGACGACUCCAGCAGUUCUGAUGAUGCAAGAAGUGAUACUGCUCGAACUUGGCGUGAAACGGACACCAACGUGUUUCCAGCACCUCCUCCACGAUUUCCGUUUACAGGAACUCCUGGAUGUCGGUUCUCUAGAAAUCAAGUCACAGAACCAUUAGAUUAUUUUAAAUUAUUUUUUGAUGACGAAUUGGUGAACCUUAUAACAUCAGAAACAAAUAGGCAUGCACUAACGAGGUCAAAGACAUCCAGGAAACAGUGGCACCCUGUUUCAAUAGAGGAAAUGUAUUUAUUUUUUAGUAUUAUAAUAUUGCAAGGUAUUAUUAAUAAACCGAAUGAGAGGAUGUAUUGGACCACGAACGAAACACUUUCCACUCCAAGUUUUCAAAGAUUAAUGUCAAGAAAUCAUUUUUGGGAAAUAAAACAAAAUUUGAAUUUUACUGAUAAUCAAAAUUAUAAUCCACGAAUUCAUCCAAACCCUAAACUCAAUAAAAUUUGGCCGAUAGUUGAAAAUUUACGUUCAAAAUGUUCUCAUCUCUAUGUCCCAGAAAGGAAUAUAGUGGUGGAUGAGAGUUUAAUGCUUUUCAAAGGACAUCUUUCGUGGAAACAAUACAUGCCUCCUGAACGGUCUCGUUUCGGUGUGAAAUUCUAUAUGUUAUGUGAGUCCUCAUCUGGCUAUAUAUAUAAUUUUACUAUUUACACUGGAAAAAAUACAGUUCUAAACGAAAAAUAUAGAGAUAUGCCACUAACUUCAAAAAUAGUAUUGUCAUUAGCAGACUCGUUGUUAGGCAAGGGCUAUUGUCUAACAACAGAUUAUUUUUAUUCUUCCCCACAUUUAGCUGAUUAUCUGGUAACGGUCCAGACAGAUUUCUUUGGAACUGUGCGAGUGAACAGACAUCAGGUCCCGGCUGAGAUUCAAAAUAAAAAAUUGAAAAAGGGAGAAACAGUAGCGAUGCAGAGAGGUAAAGUGAUGAUUAUGAAGUGGCAACACAAAAGAGCUGUCACUUUACUCUCUACGGUCCACAAUCCUGUCAUGGUUAGUAAAAAAACUCCUGCCGGUAGAAUAAUUACAAAGCCACAAGUUGUUGUCGACUAUAACGACACAAUGGGAGGUGUUGAUCUUUUAGAUCAGCAUCUUCGAGAUUAUCCAGUGGAAAGAAAAAGGGGGAAGAAAUUUUACAUAAAAGUAUUUUUCCAUUUGCUAGAUAUUUGUAUAUUUAAUUCUUUUGUGUUGUAUAAAAUAAAUGGUGGCAGAAUGGAACAUUUACAAUUUAAAAUAAAUAUUAUUGAAAGAAUUAUAGAGGAGUAUCACACCGAAACGAGGGUUACCAGACAUGGUCAGCCGAGAACUUCAGGUCCGAGAACUCCAGGUCCACUUAGACUUAUGGAAAGACAUUUCCCGGACCUUCUUCCGGCGACCGACAGAAAAAAAGCUCCCACUAGACGCUGUGCCGUAUGUAAAACUAAGCAUGACGGUGCAGGGAAAAAACUAAGGAAGGAAACGAGGUACUAUUGUCAAGUUUGUGAUGUGCCUUUGUGUGCAGCACCCUGCUUUAAAAUUUACCACACAGUGGAAAAAUAUUAAUCAAAAUUUACUUUCUUUUACACCAGAAAGUUUUUUCAUUCUUAUGUCACAGU